Dissoconium aciculare CBS 342.82 is the source of this 604-nucleotide messenger RNA. RefSeq lists its product as uncharacterized. The transcript has a single exon. The coding region runs from base 30 to 233 and encodes 67 amino acids. Lineage: Eukaryota; Fungi; Ascomycota; Dothideomycetes; Mycosphaerellales; Dissoconiaceae. The record is from RefSeq and is a predicted model, not a curated record.
GCGCACACCGUUCAUGUGUGUAGCGUGAGAUGCAAAUGUUCAGCAAGUUCAACAGGAAAUCAACUUCGGCUUCCUGGUUUGGACAACAACACCCUGGUAUUUCCUUCCCGCCCUCUCUGUUUCCAUUAUUAUCUCCACCACAGUCAUCUUUUUCCUUUCCUGCGCCGCUACCACCUCCUCGUCCGAGCCAACCUCCCUGGCGCCGUUGCUUUGCCUACACGCCGCAAUCAUAGCGCGUCUACAGCUUUGCCAUGUUUCCUUGCUGACCACCUUAUCGAUUUGCCAUUGAGCGCAAACGCCUCGCCGUCCAACCCGACACAGAGCUCACCAUCGCCGUCGUCCUCUGCCACACCACGACCACCGCAGGCAGCGCUUAACCGAAGCGUUUCAGUCAGUGAGCGGGGCUCAGGAAAUCCCGGCGGUAAGUUAUCGCCCACACGCGCGCACGCGCAUCUCUGCGCACACCUCUCCAGUAUCGCCGCUAUUCACGAGAUCUAACUAUGACUGUCCUUCAGACCCGAGGCGAUCCGUUGCGGGCGUGCCCAUCAGCGGUGACAAGGGAUCCCUUGAGACCUCCGGCGGCAGUGGUCUCGGUCGCUCCCAA